CUGUCACCAUGACAGUCGUUUGUUUACCCCGUGAGCUGGUGCCGGAAAACUGAAAUAAAACUGUCUGGCUGUUAAUCAUCAUGUGUUGAAUAUUAAAAUAGGUUUCCUUUUUUCAGUUUUUCACUUGAUAAAACACUUUUAGUCGUAUAGCCGCAGCACUAGCUUCCAUGUCCUAGCACAGCCGUACUGAAAUGUGUUAUCCAAGUUUCCUGUAAUGCGCGUGUGUGUGUAUCAAAACAUCAACAGCACUCGUCAUCGCCUCCGCCGCACGAGUGCGUAGACAAUUUAAUUAAGAUUGCAUCCAGUGGGGCUCAGCGAAGUGUGCCCGAGCCGUCGACUCGCGUUAAUUAGAUUUAUAAGAUACGUUCCAUAAUUGGCCACCGUAAUUAUGUAAGCGCCCCUGAUACGACUGUAGCCGGUCGUCUUGCGAGCCGCCGUCGUCAUCGAACGACAACAACAAAAACACAACUUUGCACCAUCUACUACGUUCAGUAUGCUGCCCAGGAUCUGUGUAAAGCUCAAGCUGAAGUAUGUCCUGGCAACUUUGCUCGGUCUGUACACGCUACAGUUCUUCGGUGCCUUUACACACUUUUUCGAGAAGGAUUUUGAAUCGACGUUCGAUUACCCGCUGAACGGUGACAUCCUGUCCGAUGUGUACCAACUGCGCCAUGGGCAGCAACCGGCUCGGCAACCGAUCAACCGGUACAACUAUUCCUACAUCACGGACUGCGAGCACAAGUGCAAGGAGGACGAUCGUCUAAUUGCACCCCGGCUGGUAUUCAUUGUGAAAUCCGCCAUGGAGCACUUCGAUCGGCGGGCCACGAUCCGCAAAACGUGGGGCUACGAGCGACGGUUUUCGGACGUCAAAAUACGUACCGUGUUUGUGCUGGGCCGCUCGCGCAUCGUUCCAAAUCGACGUUUACAGUCGCUGGUGGAUCUGGAGUACAGUACGUACCGGGACAUCAUACAGGCGGACUUUGUGGACGAUUACUUUAACAACACGAUCAAAACGAUGAUGGGUUUCCGGUGGGCCGUCAGUUACUGUCCACGGGCCAAGUUUUACAUGUUUGCAGACGAUGAUUUCUACGUGUCGGCGAAGAACUUGCUCCGGUACGUACGGAACCCGGUCAACUAUCCGGAAUAUCUGGAAGAAACGGACGAGGCACUGCGAAAGCUAGCCCGCCGAUUAGCUCACACGACGGACAAUAAUGGCGAGAAUCGUACGGGUACGGGAAAGGAGAUGGUGGCGAGCACGAAUCUAACACGUACCAAACGACAGCUAAUGACGGAGAUGGAACUUCCACCAAACGUGAAACUAUUUUCCGGGUUCGUGUUUCGGUCGGCACCGCACCGUCAUCGGAGUAGCAAGUGGUACGUUUCACUCGACGAGUAUCCGUGGGAUAUGUGGCCAACAUAUGUCACUGCCGGUGCAUUCUUACUCUCCCACGAGGCACUGUUCGAGAUGUACUACGUCAGCAUGUACACGAAACAUUUUCGUUUCGAUGAUAUCUUUUUAGGAAUUGUUGCAAUGAAGGCGGGAAUUGAACCACUCCAUUCGGAGGAAUUUUACUUCCACAAGGCGCCCUAUCUUGGGCCGCAAAGCUACAAGUACGUACUGGCGACGCAUGGGUACGAUGAACCGGCCGAACUGACCAAAGUGUGGAACGAAAUACGAGCUUCCGGUUAUGCGUAGAACCGACCGACGAAACAUAACACAGAGAGAAACGGGGCAUUAAGUUUAGCGAAAAAGUAAAAGACCAUGCACUCGAAAUGAAAGCGAUCGCACCCACUCACCAAUAGCGAGUUAAUUCAACUAAACGAUACGUACGCCGUGCGGGGAACCGUUACCAGUUAUCUUUCCUAGUGUGUAGGUUAGUGGUUUUUCACCUUUAUCACCCUUCCCACCUAUUACGAACAAAAGGGGACUCAACGGAGCGACGGAAUGAGGUAGAACUCUUUUUUCCCUGAUCGUACAUUUAACCUACCUUUCGAACAAAACGUGCUAAAAGUCAGUUAGCAGUAACACGUGGUGAAGAACAAUUUUUGAAACCGUAAUCCACCGUAGGGAUUUGAAAUCAUUAUUGAUAUACCAUGGUAGACCAUUUAUAGAGACCAUUUGUUUCGUUAGCGCGUUCAUGCCCCGCGGUCACAGGGUAUUUCUUCGAGAGUGGUUAGACAACGAAAACUAGUAACUUUAGAACCGUCGGACGUGCCAUCCCACGUGGACGAUGAUGAGGAUAGGCAGCUGUAAGAACUGCGUUGGUGGAUAGCCGAACGGUUACGUUUUUUUAACGGUAGCGGCAGUGGUGUUUUUUGCUCGUAUUUAUCUUUCUCUCUAUACCCAACAAUUGUGAUAGCAUCCAAUGAAGAGAACAUAAUAAAACAAAACUUAAGUCUUGGAUUCAACUAAA
This is a messenger RNA of Anopheles stephensi (Asian malaria mosquito), 2411 nucleotides long. Its product is annotated as beta-1,3-galactosyltransferase brn. Lineage: Eukaryota; Metazoa; Arthropoda; Insecta; Diptera; Culicidae. Bases 494 to 1693 code for a protein of 399 amino acids. The transcript has 2 exons. The record is from RefSeq and is a predicted model, not a curated record. Gene Ontology annotation, molecular function: UDP-glycosyltransferase activity; hexosyltransferase activity. Gene Ontology annotation, cellular component: membrane.